Plasmodium coatneyi is the source of this 3126-nucleotide messenger RNA. RefSeq names its product SNF2-family protein. The coding region runs from base 1 to 3126 and encodes 1041 amino acids. The record is from RefSeq and is a predicted model, not a curated record. NCBI's taxonomy places the organism in Eukaryota, Apicomplexa, Aconoidasida, Haemosporida, Plasmodiidae. Gene Ontology annotation, cellular component: nucleus. Gene Ontology annotation, molecular function: ATP binding; ATP-dependent chromatin remodeler activity; DNA binding. The transcript has 5 exons.
AUGGACGUGUUCGAGUUUGUGGAGCCCCUGAGGAAGCGAAAAAUUACGAACAACCUCUUCGACUUCGACCAGUACGUGUAUAAGGAGAAGCUGGACGAAUCGGAGGAGAAGAAAAGCGAACACUAUGUCGGGAAGAAGAAGAAGAAAAAGAAACUGAGAAGAGUACUGGAUAGUUCAAAUAGCGAAGGGGAUGAGAAGAAGUCCAACGAAGAUACUUCCUCCCAGUCGGGGAAGAAGCGAAACGUACGACACGAUGAGAGCCCCAAGAAGGAAUACGAAGACGAAGAACAAAAGGAUAUCACCCCACAUCAUCAAAACGAAAGUAACGACCAAAGUGACGAUAACGAUUCUUCCCUGUCGAAUCAGGAGGAGUAUGAAAAGAAUUUGCAGGAUCUAUUCGAAUGCAUAUUAUCUUCCAUAAAAACAAAGAACAAAAUUAUAGAAUACUUUACUUCAAACGUGAAGGAAAAAAGACAAGAAAUAAUAAAAGAAUUUGUAAAGGGGUCCUUCCGAGUAAGUAACUUCGAUGCGAAUUUUACAAACUUCGAAAAAGAUGUGGACACAUUUCAUAAGCUGAAGAAGUAUCAAAAAUGUGGGGUCUUCUGGUUAUACGUAUUGUAUAAAGAGAAGAAAAAUGGAAUUUUGGCAGACGAAAUGGGGUUAGGAAAAACAGCACAGACGUGUGUAUUCCUAGAUUAUAUGUAUCGAACAAAGGAACUAAAAAAUAAAACCAUCAUUGUGGCUCCUACAAGUUUACUCAAAAAUUGGGACAAUGAAAUAAACAUGUGGUGUCCCUAUCUGAAGAAUCAUAAAAUCAUUUACUACGGUAAUCAGAAUGAAAGAAAAUAUCUUGCAUAUGAUAUUUUUAGCAGCAAGACGAGUAACAUACAUUUAAUAGUCACCAGUGUUAAUAUGCUCAUCGGGAAAAAUGAUGUGUCCUACUUUAGGCAGAUUAAAAAGUAUGACUACCUCAUCUUUGACGAGGCCCAUUUUUUAAAAAAUAAAAACUCAUUAGUAUAUAAAAAGUUACAAAAAAAAAUCUCUUUUAAUAAUAAAAUUUUGUUGACCGGGUCACCCAUCCAGAACAAAACACAAGAACUGAUGAAUCUUUUGCUUUUUCUCAUGCCAGAAAUUUUCACAGAAAAAAAUAUAAACAAUGCAUUGAAUGCUUUUGUGAAAAUGUACCAGGAUAUACUCGACAGUAAGGAGAAUGAGCAUCAUAGCAACGUGGACUGUUGUGGUAGCCCACGUAACAACGCUGGACCGUUGGACAUUUAUGACAUCAAGUCGGUGGAAAAGAAGGAACCUACUGAGAUGAGUGAUUCCACAAAUGGAAACACAAUCACCACCGAGGAAACCAGAAAUGUUAUAAAGAAUUACCUCAUCGAAACGAUUAAGAACGAUGUGAAAUAUGCCCAGUUGAAAAACAAGGAGGUCAUUCUGCUACAACUCAUUAUUGAGCCGUACAUUUUGAGGAGAUCCAAAAAACACGUCUUCAUAGACAUGCCGAAGAAGCAUAGCGUAAUUAUUAAGCUGCCCCUGAAUACCACGCAACUGAAUCUGUAUAAGGAUGAAAUAAUGUCUAAGAUACAACACACGCAUAAGCAUUUGGAAUUUUUGCAGAAGCACUCUAAUAAGAAGGAGCUCGAAAAACUUGCAGUUAUUUUCGAGAAGAAGGACAUCAAGCUGGACAGCAUUUUCCGCGCUAGUAGCAAUGGGGGUGACAAAGAGAGCGAAGCCACCCCUAGUGGGAUCGGCCACCCGGUGAACCCUGCGGAUGGGUCAGUCACUGAAGCGGCCACCGAAGCGUGUAGCGGUGGAACUCCCAAUGAGGACAGUGCGGAGCAGGUAGGUAGUAAUGCAAAUCAGAACGGAGAAAUCGCAAGUGAGACCGCCCCAGCGGAAGAGCCCAACGACUACGACGAUGAGGACGACAAAAUUGACGAAAAAACCAUCAACAUAGAAAAGACAGAAGAAAACAAAGACGGAAAUAUCAUAAUCAACAAAAGGCAAGACGAACCGGUGGACAACGAAAGUGCUAACAACGUCAGUAAGGAAGUUAGAGGAAGAAUGAUAAAUGCAUCCAUUUUUAUUUUAAGGCGUAUAUGUAACCACCCACUUUUACACAAGUACUACUAUUCCGUUGAGGACAUAAAAAAAAUAGCCAAAUAUUUUUACGCCAACACGGAUCAGUACCUGGACUUGGACUUAAAAACAGUUGAAAAUGAAUUCAUGAAAAUAUCAGACUUUGAUAUUCACCUCUCCAUUAAGCAUUUAAUUUCACAAGGAGAUGAAAACCUAAACAAGUACCUAAUUUCAAAGGAGCAUAUUCUAAACAGUAGUAAAAUACACCAUAUGAUUUCCCUAAUUAAGGAUAUUAGGAAGAAGAAGGAAAAGGUCCUCAUUUUUUCUCAGUUCACUACCUUUCUGGAUAUCAUUGAGGAGGCCCUUCUGUAUGAAUUUGUUUACGACGAGCAGGACUUUUCCAACCAUCAGCAGUGCGUCACUGGAGGAGGGCAAGCCGGCCACGUAGACGCGAAGGGGCGGGACAACGCGCAGAACAAGGACAACGCAGUUGAAGCGGAUGAUGCGAUGGACGCAGAUGAAACGCGACAAAACAACUCCGGUAAAGAAGACGACCCCAACAGCGAUUUGAACAAAAAUGAUAAGGAUCUGUACCUUUCGUCCUCCACCUCGUCCACAUCCUCCUUCGCGUCCGACCAGAAGGGGAACAGCCAAAUAUACGUCCGCCUAGAUGGGUCCACGAACACCAUAGAGAGGCAGAAAAUCAUAAAGCGCUUCUCCAAUAAUGAGAACGUUUUUAUCUUCCUCCUGACGACCAAGGCGGGCGGCGUUGGCUUGAACUUGAUAGCCGCCAACCAUGUUAUACUCAUGGACCAGGACUGGAACCCCCACAACGACAGACAGGCGGAGGAUAGAGUUCACCGAUUAGGACAAAAGAACGAAGUGUAUAUUUACCGAUUGUGCUGCAAGAACACCAUCGAGGAGACCAUACUUAGGUGUUGUAAAGCAAAACUCCACCUGGACCAGGCCUUCGGCGGCAACAGCGAUAUGUUACAAACAGCCCUUAUAAAGGAUGCCUUGAGUGCAAUUGAAAUGCCGUAA